CGGCGCCCCGGACGGCGCGAAGAGGAGGCGCGGGAAUGGAGGUGCAGGAGAGCGGUGGGGCUUCGGCCACUGCGCCUGCAGCCAGCAAGGCUCCCGGCAGCGCCGGCCACUACGAGCUGCCGUGGGUUGAAAAGUACAGGCCGUUGAAGCUGAACGAGGUUGUUGGGAAUGAAGACACGGUGAGCAGGCUGGAGGUCUUUGCCAGAGAAGGGAACGUGCCCAACAUCAUCAUUGCGGGUCCCCCCGGGACAGGCAAGACCACCAGCAUCCUGUGUUUGGCGCGAGCGCUGCUGGGUCCUGCUCUGAAGGAUGCAGUUCUGGAGCUGAACGCUUCCAACGACAGGGGCAUUGACGUCGUGAGGAAUAAAAUCAAAAUGUUCGCCCAGCAGAAGGUCACCCUCCCCAAGGGCCGGCACAAGAUCAUCAUCCUGGACGAGGCAGACAGCAUGACGGACGGGGCCCAGCAAGCCUUGAGGAGAACCAUGGAAAUCUACUCCAAGACAACUCGUUUUGCCCUGGCAUGCAAUGCUUCAGAUAAAAUCAUAGAGCCCAUCCAGUCGAGGUGCGCGGUCCUGCGCUAUACCAAGCUCAGUGACGCGCAGAUCCUGGCGCGGCUCUUGAACGUGAUCCAGAAGGAGGAGGUGCCCUACACGGAUGACGGCCUCGAAGCCAUCAUCUUCACCGCGCAGGGCGACAUGCGGCAGGCACUCAACAACCUGCAGUCUACCUUCUCGGGGUUUGGCUUCAUUAACAGCGAGAACGUGUUCAAGGUCUGUGAUGAACCUCACCCUCUGCUCGUGAAAGAGAUGAUCCAGCACUGUGUGAACGCCAACAUCGACGAAGCCUACAAGAUUCUCGCGCACUUGUGGCAUCUGGGCUACUCCCCAGAGGAUGUCAUCGGCAACAUCUUCCGUGUGUGCAAAACCUUCCAGAUGGCGGAGUACUUGAAACUGGAAUUCAUCAAGGAGAUCGGGUACACCCACAUGAAGGUCGCGGAAGGUGUGAACUCGCUGCUGCAGAUGGCCGGGCUGCUGGCCAGGCUGUGUCAGAAGACCAUGGCGCCCGUGGCCAGUUAGCACCGAGAGCUCUCGCAGGCCAAGGCCAUGUGACCCAGAAGUCCCUGUGCCCGAAGCCCAGGAGCCUCGGCCUCGGGGCAGGGAGGGGGACAAUGCAGGCUGUGUGGAUGGGGGUUGUGGCUUGCCAUGGCUCUCCAUUGCUCCUGGCACACACGCGGCACAAGUGUGUGCAUCCGGCAGAGAGCCAUGGGGGGACAGGCCCACGUGUGUG
This is a messenger RNA of Ochotona curzoniae (black-lipped pika), 1287 nucleotides long. RefSeq names its product replication factor C subunit 2 (gene RFC2). Gene Ontology annotation, molecular function: ATP binding; ATP hydrolysis activity; DNA binding. The transcript is spliced from 11 exons. Gene Ontology annotation, biological process: DNA repair; DNA-templated DNA replication. The record is from RefSeq and is a predicted model, not a curated record. Gene Ontology annotation, cellular component: DNA replication factor C complex; nucleus. Bases 36 to 1076 code for a protein of 346 amino acids. NCBI's taxonomy places the organism in Eukaryota, Metazoa, Chordata, Mammalia, Lagomorpha, Ochotonidae.